Molecule: messenger RNA, 861 nt
Organism: Pelodiscus sinensis (Chinese soft-shelled turtle)
Lineage: Eukaryota; Metazoa; Chordata; Testudines; Trionychidae
Product: olfactory receptor 52M1-like
Biological process (GO): G protein-coupled receptor signaling pathway
Cellular component (GO): plasma membrane
Molecular function (GO): G protein-coupled receptor activity; olfactory receptor activity
Source: RefSeq, a predicted model, not a curated record
AUGUCAGAUUCUAACACAACCUACUUCACCAACCCGUCCAUCUUCAUUCUGCUGGGCAUCCCUGGCCUGGAGGCAGCCCAUGGGUGGAUCUCCAUCCCCUUCUGUGUCAUGUACAUUGUAGCCAUUUUGGGGAACAUCACCAUUCUGUACAUCGUGAAGAGGGAGCAGAGCCUCCAUGAGCCCAUGUACUAUUUCCUCUGCAUGCUGGCCGUCACUGAUCUGGUCCUGUCCACGUCCAUUGUGCCCAAAACACUGAGCAUCUUCUGGUUCAAUUCUAGAGAGAUCGCUUUUGCUGCUUGCUUUACCCAGCUGUACCUCAUUCACUGCUUUUUAGUGAUAGAGUCUGGGAUCUUCGUGGCCAUGGCUUUUGAUCGCUACGUGGCCAUAUGCGAUCCCCUGAGACAUUCCACUAUCCUGACAAAUUCCAUUGUAGCCAAGAUCUGCGUGGCCGUGGUGCUGCGCGGCUUCAUGAUAAUACUUCCCAUUCCCAUCAUGGGGAGUCGGUGGCCAUACUGCAGAAGCAACAUCAUCCCCCACUCGUACUGCAAGCAUUUUUCUGUGGUGUCCCUGGCCUGUGCCGACAUACGCCCCAGUAGUUACUACAGCGUCUCUGUGACAUUCAUUGUGCCCAGUGUGGAUGGGUUUUUAAUUGCCGUGUCCUACAUCCAGAUUUUCAGGGCCAUCUUCCGACUGCCCACAAAGGACGCUCGGCUCAAGGCAUUUGGGACCUGUGGGUCUCAUCUCUGCGCCCUCUCAACCUUGUACAUCCCCGAUCUCUUUGUCUCCCUCAUGCAGAGGGUUGGUUCUAAUGUGCCCCUGCCUGUGCUCAUCCUCAUGUCCAAUAUAGUCAUAGAGUCGUAG